AUGAUACUAUGUUUAUUUUCGGUCGGUGAUAAUGGUCAAGGCCCUCCUGAUGAUUUCCACAUGGAAGCUGCAUAUCCUGUGGGGGAAGAGGACGGACAGCAGGAGAACGGCUCAUAUGGAGUCACCGAUCCUGGUUCAGCCAUAGCUUUGGCUGGCGCAGUGACUUUUAAUGAGAAUGAACAAAAUCAAUCUCCGCUCUGGACAUUCUCCGAACCAAAUCACGGCUUCCGACCUCUUGAGCCUGCUAAUAUUCCACAACAAAUUCCUCUCGAUUCCAUAUCAGUUCCUUUCUAUGACCCUGGCAUCCAACACGUCCGCUCAAUUGAAACACUGGACCAGUCCAAUGUACAGUUGUGUGGUACAUCAGCCGAGCUCGAUCCAUGGCUUCUCAGGCAUUGCAAAUUCGACGAUGUCGGUAUGCGAUCUUAUGGCAAGAUCCGUAUUCGAAAUGUCGGUGGAGUGCCCGUCAACACUAUGGUUCCGGUGCACUUUACCGUUGUUAACGACUCUUUCCAUGAGCCAAUAGGAACUCGGACAACGCCUGUCAAAUCUAUAGAAGUGCGUCGUGCGGAGUUAAAUGCGUUGAUCCCUCCUGAAAUGGGGUUAAAGUUGAUAUCUUUAUACUUCAAAUUCGUGUUUCCUGAACUCCCCAUAGUCUCUCGCCACCGGACGGAUCUGCUCACCUCGAAUCCUACAAAUGGCUUCUCUGGUUUCCCAGUUAUGCUUCUGGCGGCAAUUUAUGCGAGUGCAUUUCCAUUUUGUGUUCAUGAACCGUCACUCCACUUAUCAACAGCGUUUGAUGGUCUACCCGUCGAUGCGCUAUGGGACAUGGUCUACGGCCUCAUAACGGAAAACGUUCACCGACCCAAACUGGCUGUAGUACAGGCGGCACUGUUAUUCAUGCAGCGACCUCCCAGUGGAAGAACCCAAGCAUUGAACGAUAAUCCGGUGACUUGGUCUUUUUGGGCCAGUAUUCUUGGUCUUUCCAACUCUUUGGGCUUGCAUCUUGAGUGCCGCCGAUGGGGCAUUCCCACUUGGGAGAAGCGUCUUAGACGUAGGCUGUGGUGGGCAAUCUACAUUGAAGAUACUUGGAGAAGCUUCCUGUCAGGACGGCCGCCAUUCAUCCAUACUAAUGAGUGGGAUGUUGGCGAACUUGAUGAUACAGACUUCGUGCACAAUAUUGCUCCACCUCCGAUGUCUCGCCGUCCACCUGUCUCAACGGCGAGUAAUGGUCGUGGUGAGCCCUUCUUCAGCCCACAUAUCUUCCCGGCUAAGCUAAUCAUACGGUCAACUCGAAGCACACUCAAGGCUUCCCAGAACCUUUCUUGUGAUUUUCAAGCAUCGAUUGAUACGGCGAAACCUCUUCGCGUAAAGCUCCAGUCAUGGUAUUCGAGCCUCCCAGAUCAUUUUCGAAUCAACAUCAACAAUCCAGUGCGGCAGACGUCUUGGAAAUCUCCAGCGAAAGACGGAGUGGCAGUCUUACAAUUCUGCUAUCUCAUAGCCGAAGUCCUACUGUACCGAGCAAUACUAAGAAGCAUCGCUCGCUCUCCGCCAUUAGCUAUUAUUACCGGUGGUGAAGAAGACGAGGGAGACGAAGACUACCUCUCUUUAAUAGAUCGCACAAGUUGGGAAGAUCUCUUCACCAGCAACUUCGACCUUGACCAGCUGCCUCCAGCCACUGCUAUUGAUUCUAGUGCCGCUUUGGAAGCGACACUCAACGUCGCAGAGAAAUGUGGUGGCAUUGUCACGCAUUUCGUUAAGAGUCUUGGUCAUGAGGAUUUUGACUCACUGUGGUAUGGAUGGAUCCGCUUAUGCCUUGCCGCCAUGUCCAACUUCGUUACCCUCCUCCUUGUCCAGGCACCCAACGCAGCACGUGCUGCAAAGGCUAAAAGUCUGUGGAAACUGUGGCUUGGCAGUCUGCAGCGUCAGUACAAGCACAAUAGCCCGCUAUUUAUGCUAGGGCUCGUCCGACUCAACUCUUGGCCAUUGGCAGAUCUGGACAAGUGCUUCGAAGUCCCUGACCAUGUGUCUCAGGUACUAUCCGGAGAUAAGCCUUUGAAUGCAGCUGACGAAGAAUUCUUGCACUGA
Exophiala bonariae is the source of this 2088-nucleotide messenger RNA. RefSeq lists its product as uncharacterized. Lineage: Eukaryota; Fungi; Ascomycota; Eurotiomycetes; Chaetothyriales; Herpotrichiellaceae. The coding region runs from base 1 to 2088 and encodes 695 amino acids. Gene Ontology annotation, molecular function: DNA binding; zinc ion binding. The transcript has 4 exons. Gene Ontology annotation, biological process: DNA-templated transcription. Gene Ontology annotation, cellular component: nucleus. The record is from RefSeq and is a predicted model, not a curated record.